AUGCUCUCCGACAAGGAACUCACCCAAGCUGCAGAUCAGCUGGCACAGUUCCGCAUCAAGGACAACGAGUACCACCGGAACCAUGCCGAUAUUCUGAACAAGUAUGCGGCUCUUAUAGAAGACUUCAAGCAUUUGAAGAGUGACUUCGAGGAGGCGAGGGACUGGAGGGAGAGGUAUAAGUCUUUGGCGAAGGGUGGGGAGAGGAAUCCGUUUGUGCUAGUCCUUGUCGAUGGCGACGGAUAUGUGUUUGACGAUGACUUGCUCGAAAGCAAGGCCGAGGGCGGCUCAAGGGCUGCCCAGCUGCUCAAUGAUGCUGUCCAGAGAAGCCUGCGGAACCGCCCAGUUGGACCCGAGAAACGCUCUCUGGCGCCAUUUGUCGCCAACUUCAACCGAUCAAGUGGUCUCUUCGACUUCGUAGAUGCUGGAGAACUCAAGGAAAAUGCCGACUUCAAGAUAAGGGGUCUUUUCCGCCAAUUCGUCGAAAACACUCAGUGUCGACACAUCUACUUUGCAGCCUGCCAUGAUGUAGGCUACCUAUCGGAGCUGACCUCAUACACAAGUCAGCGCGACCGCAUUACGCUGGUGCGCAACUAUGCCUUCCACAAGGAAUACGCCAAGCUAGGUCUUCGCACAGAAGAGUUUCCCGGCAUCUUUAGAGCCACUGCUCUCCCAUCUCCGUCCUACUCAGGCGGCACCAUGGACAUGCCGCGACCCCCGACCCCGUCGAAGCCUGUUACCUCACCUCUCCCAGCAGCACCCCGCCACGCCAGUGCUGCAUCAAUUGAUGCAGAACCCUGCACGUUCUACGGCAAAGGCUGCAAAUUUGCUCACGUCAAAGAAUCUAUGAAGGGGAAGUCGCAGUCGAGUGUGACCGAUGGUACGGACUGGCCAACCCUGACGAAGACCGAUCCAUUCCAGAUGACAUUACUAGCCAAAUCGGACAAUGGAUUUAUGACUGGCAGCAGUACGUUCGCCAACAUAAUCCCUGACUUUACAGUGCUGCCACGAGAAGGCAGCGCACCGGCAAACAAGAUACCGGUCAAUGCUCGUCAGGAACGACUCGACCACUAUACUCCACCAACUAGUGCAGAAGACCGAGCCCAGUUCAGGGCCAGAAUUGCAAGGCAGAAGCUUUGCAACUCCCACCACCUCAACGGAUACUGUUCGAAUGGCGUAGCUUGUCAGUACGAUCAUUCGCCCAUCAAUGAGGGCAUCAAGAAUUGUCUGCAAGAAGUAGCCCACCACGCACCGUGUCCACGUCGUCAGGCGUGUCGCUCUCUUAGCUGUCGCAAUGGGCAUAUUUGUCAGCGACAGGAUUGCCAGAAACGUGGCGGACGGACCUUCUGCAAGCUUCCCUUCCCCAUGCAUAGCGUCGACUUGAACAUGGUAGAGUACGUGCAGGGCGCGGACGCUAUCACGGAAGAUUAUGACAUCGUAAACGGCAGCGCCAAAGACUCGCCACCGUCUUACCCUAGUGAUGAAGAGUCUCCGCAAUCGGAGAAGGAAGAUGGAGCGCCACUGAGCGCGGUAGAGGACAAGACAGAUACAAUGGAUGUCAGUGCAAGUGGAUCCCGCAGCCGUCACGUAGGUGUUGCAGAGUAG
Molecule: messenger RNA, 1602 nt
Organism: Zasmidium cellare ATCC 36951
Lineage: Eukaryota; Fungi; Ascomycota; Dothideomycetes; Mycosphaerellales; Mycosphaerellaceae
Exons: 6
Coding region: 1-1602 (533 amino acids)
Molecular function (GO): metal ion binding
Source: RefSeq, a predicted model, not a curated record